AUGGCCACACCUUUGGCGUCGGGCGUUGGCACACCACUCACAUGGCUGUGCACCCAGGUGGAGUCUCUUCAACGCUUGGUGGUUGGGCUCCUCACGCGGGUUGCCGACCUAGAACGAGAUGUGGCACCAUUGAAGUCUCACAUCAAUGGCGGAGGAUGUGUGCCGCCAGCUUGGCGUCAAUCAAAAGAUGACGAUGUGGAUGGCCUCAAGGACACUGUCACCAAGCUUCUCGCAUUUAUGAAGAGGUUGGAUGAGCGCCUACCACCGCCACUGAUCUCACACCAAGAGUGCCAAGAGAAGUUGGCAGAGCGUCCUAGCGAGGUUCGAGGGCUUUACGAUGAUGUGGAAGAGCAUUUCUUGAGAAGCCACCUGGAGGCCCCAGCGGUCAAUGCAGUCGAGCUUCAGGGCCUGCUUUUUACCGUGGCCUUUGGAGAUGAGGCCGAGGCAUUGAUGAUGAUCAGUAGCGCUGAUGCGAUGGGGAAGCCCACAGAGGUGCAAUUGGACGUCAAAGAUUCCAAUGGACGUACUGCCCUCCAUUGUGCCGCGUCCAGAGGGUCUGCUGCUAUUACCCGUAUGCUUUUAGAUCACUCGAACUUUGUGCACUAUAUCAAUAGCCCGGACCGGUACCUCCGAACAGCUUUGCAUAUGGCAGCCCGGGCUGGACAUGCAGACGUUUGCCGGUUGCUAUUGAACCACCGACUGUUCAAUUCUCCUAGCGCAGCAGAUUGCGAUGGUCAAACGGCCUUGCACCAUGCAGCGGCAGCUGGGCAGGACGAAGUAUGCGCUGCGCUGAUGGAGCACUCAGACUUCAGCGGUUUGGAGGUCGUGGACUGUUUUGGGCGGACCGCUUUGCACUAUGCUGCUCGAGGAGGACAUGAGGAGGUGGCGGAGAUCUUGCUGAAGGAUGCUCAAAUGAGCACAGUUUGGCUGAUGGACUGUGACCAUUUGUCCCCAUUGCAUUGCGCUGCAUUCCGCGGGCACAAUGGCUUCUGUGAAAAGAUUGUUGCUCAUAGCAGCUUCAAAGAAGCUUGUGACGCAGGCGUCCUCAAGGUUGCUUCAUUGCGACAUGCCAGAGAUGAAGUGCGCACAACACUACAGCAAGCCUUGGAAGCCAUUGGUUUGUCUUUACCACCGCUCAAUGAACAUGGAUGUCAGGACGAACCAGAUGCAUUGCAAGGUGGCUCCGAAGCAGAGUGCCAAGAGCAUUCGCCCGGUCUAGAGCCCGCCGAAGAGAGGGUGGAGGGCUUUCCAGGGCUUGGCGCCAAAAGCAUGUUUGGUGGAUCUCCGUUGGUGGCAAUAGAUCAGCAGCUCCAAGCAGUGAAAGUGAAACCCAUGGACUAUUUCGCACAGCUGGAUCGUGAUGGAGACGGCCGACUGACAGAUGAGGAGCUGCGAAAGUGUUUGCUAAGUGUUGGGUACAAAGUGAGCGCCAAAGAACUGGAAGAUUUGCUCACGCGUUUGGAUGCAGAGCGGGCUGGCACUGUGGACAUCGUUGUGCUGGACAGGGCCGUGAAAUUGGAUGGGGCAGAGUUCGAAGCCAAGCGACGUCAGGAGCUGGAGCGAGCCAUGAGGAGAGCUGCAGGCCUAGAAGGUGACGCAGAUGCUGAGCCCACGCACCCGGCGAUCAUGGCACUCCUCCAAAAGCUCAAGGACGUUCGGAUCUUCGAGCUGUUCCGGACCUUUGAUAGAGAUGGAGAUGGUUUUUGGUCACCUUCGGAGUUGCGGAAUGCCCUACAUAGCACAGGCCAUGAAGUGAACACCGAAGACGUUAAUGCGGUAAUGGAGUUGAUGGAUUCCAACCACAACGGUUUCAUUGAUGUGAAGGAGCUUGCACGCGCCCUGCAUCGAGCAAAAUCGAGAGCCAACCAAAACAGCCCAGGGAGCGAAGAAACUUCGGAGUUAGACUUUACCAAUACCUUGCAAGAGAUUGCUGCUACCGCUGCCUUAGUUGCCAUCUACGAGCGCCUGGAGCACAACAAGCUUAGAACCACAGAUUUUCUUCAGCUUUUCAACCGAAGUAGUGAAGAGUAUUUGAUGCCUGCCGAGCUUCAGACAGGAUUGCAGCAAAUUGGCUACGAGAUCAGCCAGCAGGAACUGAACGCGCUUCUUUUCGUCUUAGACGUCGAUCGGCUGGGCAUGUUGAACAUCAAGGAGUUCGAGCGCCGUGUGAAGUCAGCCGCGCGGGAGGCACUGGAGGCAGCUGCCCUCCGCUUGGCACAGGACAGUCCGACUGACACCUCCGUGGUUGACAUUCUGACCAAAGUGAAUGCAGCAUUGCACUCUGGAAAGCUGACAGUCUAUGGGCGGAAAAUUUAUGAUGCACACGGUUUCUUCAAGGCCAUUGACAAAGAUGGCAGCGGGUCGUUGGACCCUCCAGAGCUCCAGCGUGGCUUUCGGCGCUUGGGUGUAGAAUUGUCGGACCAGCUGUUAUUGCAGCUCAGCGAAGCCAUCGACACCAACGAAAACGGCAAAAUUGAGCUGGAUGAAUUCAUCCGUGCCCUGCACAACCCCAAGAGUAUGCAGAAGAGACCAAGUGUGACCAAAGCUCCCGGAGCUGCUUCGAGGUCCCGGUCUUCCAGCCAGCAGCCAUCAGGCGGCCGUUUGUCAAUUCCAGCCACUCCAAAAGAGGCAGAGCAUCCUAGCUCACAGCGGAGCCGAAGCCCUUUCGGUCCUGUCAGCAGCCGCAGGCAGUCACUGGAAGACGCUGGGCCCCAACGCAGCUCUAUUGCGGAGGGUCGUGCAAGGACCAGCCAACGCAGCUCUAGCCCCAGGAUUGUUCAGACUACCCGAGGAAGUCUAAGCAAUAGCCCUCGCCCAAGGACUUCCCUCAAAGAGACGGCUGACAAGAAGGAUGAAAGGAAAGACGAUGGAGGUGAGAAGGCGGUUGAUGCGAUGGGGGCUUUGCGAUUGAUUUACGAACACAUGGAGAAGAAACGGCUCAGAACCAUUGACUUGUUCCGCCGCUUUGACCAGAGUGAUGACGGAUCGAUCACCAGAAGCGAACUUCGGAAGGGUUUGGAAGAAAUCGGCGUGGAGAUCGAUCCUGCCUCGUUCAAGUCAUUGGUUGGCCAUCUUGAUCGAGACAGUGGAGGCACAAUUAACCUGAAGGAGUUGGACAGGGGCAUCAAGGAGGCAGUUCGAGAAAAGGUCAAGGAUACUCGGAUUGACCCAGAAAGGUUCGUGGAGUAUGCGCUGCUGAAAGAGAUCAACCAAAGACUUUUCUCAGGAACCCAAAUGGUUUUCGGCAAUCGCGUCACAGACAGCCGCAGUUUCUUCAGAGCCAUUGACAAGGACAACAGUGGGGAGCUCGACGCAAUGGAGCUGGCGCAAGGGCUAUUGAAGUUGGGUAUCUCAGUCGAAAGCGAAGAUAUGAUGAAAGAGGUGGUGAGUUGCAUUGACAAGAAUGCAAGUGGACUGAUCGACAAGGAGGAAUUCGUGAAGGCUUUGCAAAACCCGGAGGAGCUCUUGGCCAGCCCUGAAGCGAAGCCCAAGGAGCGUCCUGUUGUUCAACCCGGCAGUGAAGAAGAUGCCACUAAAGCACUUGCCGCCAUUCAUGAGCAGCUCUCAACAUCCAAGACCCGCACGACGGAUUGGUUCUACAGGAUGGACACCAGUCGAGAUGGUAAAAUCUCAAGAGCAGAACUGAAGAAAGGGCUGAAGGAGAUGGGCUGCAAUUUGAAUGCCUCAGACUUGAAAGCAGUCCUGCUAUACCUUGACAAAGAUGACUCUGGUAGCAUCAGCCUUCAAGAGCUUCAGAAAGGUAUGAAUCGAGCUGUGAGAGCUGUGGCAGAGGCUGCGAGCAAGCUGGAGCCAGUGGUCGAGGGCCCUGCCAAAAAUGUUUACGAAGCACUCCUAUUGAUCAAUGCAGCCUUGAGAAGCAACACCCAAUUGAUCUUCGGGCUGCGGGUCACCGACGGCCGUAGCUUCUUCAAAGCAAUGGACCGAGAUAGCAGCGGCACAUUGGAUCCACCGGAGGUGGCUCGGGGCUUCAAAAGACUGGGCGUGGAAGUAUCUGAGACAUUGCUCGACGAGAUCGUGGUGGCCGUAGAUGUCAACAAGAACGGGAUGAUUGAAAUGAGCGAAUUGCUCCAUGCUUUGAAGCUUCCACAAGACAUCGCAGCAGAAACUCCCCCACCUGAAGCGGAAGCUGAUAAGGAGAAGGAGGCUUUUGGUGAGGCUCCUGGUGAGUCUUCUGGUGAGCCUCCGGGUAAGGCUCCUGAAGAAAAGGCCACAGAGCCAGAAGCAGCGGCUGAGGAAAUGGACAGCCCAGAUGUUCUGAUGACAGCUAAAGCUGUGGCAAGUCCGUCUCCAAGCCGCAGGGCUUCUGCACAGUCGGAAAAGAUCAGCACUAUCCCUGAAGAAGGUGAGCAUCAGCCUGUGGAUCCGGUGGAGCCGGUGGAGGAGCCUGAGAAGUUCACUGAGAAGCCUCGCGUGUCAGGAUCUAGCAUAAAGUCUGGCAAAGUUGAUAUGGCACAGCAGGUGAGGCAGUCCACAACAGCAACACGAAAAUCUCAGGCAACUGGCCGUGGAGGGAGCCCUAGUCAGGGUGCAGGAAACCCUUUCAAGAGAGCAUCGAGGGCAGCAGGCAGCAGCGCGCCUGCAGCACGCAGAGGCACCCAGCUCAACACCCGCGCCACGCUCAACCGGGGCUCGCCAUCGCCACGGCCAAGCAGAGCCACCACCAUGGGAAGGACCACAGUGACCAACAGGUAG
Molecule: messenger RNA, 4713 nt
Organism: Durusdinium trenchii
Lineage: Eukaryota; Dinophyceae; Suessiales; Symbiodiniaceae
Source: the annotation of a GenBank genome assembly